Molecule: messenger RNA, 4569 nt
Organism: Spinacia oleracea (spinach)
Lineage: Eukaryota; Viridiplantae; Streptophyta; Magnoliopsida; Caryophyllales; Amaranthaceae
Exons: 2
Coding region: 1-4569 (1522 amino acids)
Biological process (GO): DNA integration
Molecular function (GO): RNA-DNA hybrid ribonuclease activity; nucleic acid binding
Source: RefSeq, a predicted model, not a curated record
AUGUCUUCUCAUGGACUCCAGUGUGCUUGCAACAUAUAUAUGGCUAUCCAAGGUGGAGUUGGGUUUUAUAUUGACCUUGUCCAUCGAUUUUGGAGGACCUUGGAGAUUGGAGAAGGGGCGUACAUUCCUGAGUUUUUUUCAGGAGCGAGCUGCAGCAUUGGCUGCAAUGUUCCAGAAAUUCAGAAGGAAAAGGUGACUAAAGAGGUUGUCACUCAACCCACCCAAAAGGCAAAAGCGUCGUCGACCGCCCCUAUCCUGCGGUACAUCCCAAAGUCGCAACGCAAAGAAGGAGAAUCACCAUUUGAGGAAUGCCAGGACCCUAAAAUUGAGGGAAAGGUGGAGAAGAAAGUUGAUGAAGUCGCUCUCCAAGACUUGAAGAGUAAAACAAUCUUUCCCCUAGCUAAGGGUAAAAAGAAUCGAAUCAUCAAGUCGCCUACAGUUGAAGAACCUUCAGGAGUCAAGGAGCUAAACAAAGAAAAGUUUGACCCGAAUGCAUAUAAGCUCCUGGCGAAGUCGGGAUAUGAUUUUGAAAACCCAACACCUAUGGGUAAAGUCAUUGAUGCUAAACCUCAUGGUCUCAAUGACACACAAAAGAAACUUCUGGAGUACGGUGACGGGUUUCAAGAAUCCAAGACGGGGAUAGGAUUUAAACGCCCUACACCAGUCAAAAUCUCGAUAUGGCGAAAAGUGAAUACCUCAUCUUCACAGUAUAUAACUGCAGAAGAGGUUGAAGAAAAUAAAGUUGAAAGUGAUGGUCGGCCAGAAAAGACUUCUGUUUUUGAUCGACUGUGUCCACCUGCAACUAAGAACCAGGCAUCUGUGUUUGACAGGCUUGGUGAACAUGAUAGUAUGAGGAAGAUAUCAUCAAGUCCUCAGACAAAGAGGAAAGGAUCCGUCUUUAGUCGUGUCGGCGUGUCAUCCAUGCCUGACGACCAACCAAGACGUUCGGCACUUAGUCGCAUCAGGAAGAGAAAUAAUGAUGCAAGAAAAAAUGACGACGCAAAGGAAAGUGAUGACGCAAGAAGUGUGGUUCCCUCCCGCAUGAAACGUACUCAAGACAUAGACAUCACCGAACAACAACCUCUUAAAGCAAGGGUUCGUACUGUGGUGUUUACCAAUCAGGAGAAGUCAUCUGAUAAUUUUGCGGAGGACGACCAAGAGUUUGUUUCCUCUAAUCAUGUGACAGCGCAAGAAGUCUCAAAUUCUGAUGAAGAAAUAGAGACCGAGGUGGCUCCCAAAAUACUUGAAGAUGGGGGGCAGACGACUGUGGACGAACUAAAAGAGUUAAACCUUGGAACUCUUGAAGAACCACGUCCUGUGUAUGUUAGCUCUCUUCUCACUCAAGAGGAAGAACAUGAGUAUGCUGAAUUACUCUCAGAGUUUAAAGACGUCUUUGCUUGGAGCUAUAAAGAAAUGCCUGGUCUCGACCCGAGAAUUGCUGUCCAUCGCUUGGCGAUAAAAAAGGGUGUUAGUCCAAAGAAACAAUCUCAAAGACGUUUUAGACCGGAGUUGAUCCCUGAAAUUGAAUCCGAGGUAAACAAACUUAUUGGUGCAGACUUUAUUCGUGAAGUCAAAUACCCCACAUGGAUAGCAAAUGUAGUCCCCGUGAGAAAGAAAAAUGGACAAUUACGGGUUUGUGUGGACUUUCGUGACUUGAACGAAGCAUGCCCGAAAGACGAUUUCCCGCUACCAGUCACGGAAAUAAUGAUAGAUGCUACGACUGGUCAUGAAGCAUUGUCUUUCAUGGACUGUACAGCCGGAUACAAUCAAAUCCGCAUGGCUCCCGAAGAUCAAGAAGCGACAGCGUUCCGCACACCGAAAGGGAUAUUUUGCUAUAAAGUCAUGCCCUUUGGAUUGAAGAACGCAGGAGCCACGUAUCAACGUGCGAUGCAGAAAAUUUUUGAAGACAUGAUGCACAAGAUAGUGGAAUGCUACGUUGAUGACUUAGUAGUCAAGUCCAAAAAGAGGGAGAGUCAUUUAUCUGAUCUCCGCAAAGUCUUUGAAAGAUUACGAAAAUGUCAACUAAAAAUGAAUCCCCUUAAAUGCGCAUUCGGUGUCACAUCUGGAAAAUUUCUAGGUUUCAUUGUCAGGCAUAGGGGUAUCGAAAUUGAUCAGACAAAGAUUAAGGCAAUCCAAGAGAUGCCCGAACCUCGAAACCUUAAAGAACUUCGUGGUCUUCAGGGGCGUUUGGCAUACAUUCGAAGGUUCAUCUCCAACCUUGCUGGGAGAUGUCACCCAUUCAACCAUCUCAUGAAAAAAGAUACUUCGUUUGACUGGGAUGACUCGUGUCGAAAGGCAUUCGAAAGCAUAAAAAAGUAUUUGUCUUCUCCACCAGUGUUGGGGGCACCAGUCAAAGGAAAACCUCUUAUCCUUUACAUUGCUGCACAAGAGCGGUCGUUGGGGGCAAUGUGCGCUCAAGAAAUAGAGGAUCGCAAAGAGACGGCUCUUUACUACCUGAGUCGGACUUUGGUGGGUGCUGAAUUGAACUACUCACCCAUUGAAAAAAUUUGUCUUGCUUUGGUUUUUGCCAUCCAAAAGUUGAAGCAUUACAUGCAGGCUCAUACAGUCCAUGUCAUCUCAAAAGCUGACCCAAUCAAGUAUAUCCUUUCAAGACCAGUUCUCUCAGGACGACUUGCUAAAUGGGUUGUACUCAUAAAACAAUAUGACAUUGUGUACGUGCCGCAAAAAUCGGUCAAAGGUCAAGCAAUAGCAGAUUUCUUUGCAGAUCAUCCAGUGCCACCUGAAUGGGAGCUUUCUGUUGAUUUGCCUGGGGAGGAUGUGUUCUAUAUUGACGUACUCCCACCUUGGGAAAUGUAUUUUGACGGGGCUGCUCGUCAAGAUGGCGCGGGAGCUGGGGUUGUCUUUUUGUCUCCAGAAAAGCAUGUUCUGACUUACUCGUUUGUGUUAACUCAGUUAUGCUCAAAUAAUAUGGCCGAAUACCAAGCCCUCAUUCUAGGCCUCCAAAUGGCUGUGGGACUAGGAUUAAAGGACUUGGAUAUUUACGGAGACUCACAGCUAGUGAUUAGCCAACUCUUAGGAGAAUAUGAAGUCAAGAAAGAGGAUUUAAUUCCUCAUCACAGACAUGCAACAAAAUUGCUUGAGAAGCUUGACACUGUUAAGUUAAAUCAUGUUCCAAGGAGUGCCAACAAAAUGGCUGACGCACUUGCAGGGCUUGCAGCCACUUUGGCACUGGGGGCAGAAGAAACCAUGUCAGUACCGGUUUGUAACCGUUGGGUCGUUGCGUCAGACAUAGACGAAAUUGAAGAUGAGGAAUAUGAGGAAGUCGACAUGAUCACUGUUCAUCAAAUUGACCAAGAAGAUUGGCGUCAACCAAUUGUUGACUAUCUAAGUCAUCAAAAAUUGCCUAGUGACCCAAGGCAUAGAAUGGAGAUUCGUCGUCGAGCCCCUCGAUUUAUACUUUUUAAUGGAACUUUGUUUCGACGAUCUUUCAACCACUCAUGGUCGAGAUGCAUCGGAGACGAGGAAACAAUGAAAGCCAUGGAAGAGGCUCACGCUGGAAUUUGUGGUGCACAUCAAUCAGGUCCUAAAUUGUAUGAUUGCCUUAAAACAAUGGGCUAUUAUUGGCCAACAAUGGUGCAAGAUAGCAUGGACUACGCGAAGAAAUGUGAAGCUUGUCAGUUUCAUGCUAAUUUCAUCCACCAGCCUCCAGAACCAUUGCACCCUACGGUCUCAUCUUGGCCUUUUGAAGCAUGGGGACUUGACGUGGUUGGUCCAAUUACACCAAAGUCGUCUGCGGGUCAAGCAUAUAUCUUAGCAGCAACUGAUUAUUUCUCUAAGUGGGCGGAGGCCAUUCCUCUUCGCGAGGUCAAGAAAGAAAAUGUCGUCGACUUCAUUCGUACCCACAUCAUUUACAGGUACGGUAUACCUCGACGGAUCAUCACUGACAAUGGGAAGCCAUUCUUCAACACAUUGAUGACAAGUCUUUGUGAGAAGUUUAAAUUCACGCAGCAUAAAUCGUCCAUGUACAACGCUCCUGCAAAUGGCCUAGCGGAAGCCUUCAAUAAAACACUUUGUAAAUUGUUGAGCAAAGUUGUUUCAAAAUCAAAACGCGACUGGCAUGAAAGGAUAGGGGAAGCUCUUUGGGCUUACAGGACGUCAUACAAAACAGCAACACAAUCAACCCCAUACGCUUUGGUGUAUGGUGUCGAAUCUAUUUUGCCUUUGGAACUUCAAAUUCCAUCAUUGCGAGUAGCUAUUCAAGAAGGGUUGACUAAGGAUGAUAAUGACAAACUUCGUCUAGUAGAGUUAGAGGCACUUGACGAGAAAAGACUGCAGGCACAACAGAAAUCGGAAUGCUAUCAGGCUCGUCUGUCACGCGCAUUCAACAAGAAAGUUCGACCUCGCUCUUUUCAAGUGGGGGACAUAGUUCUAGCAGUGAGACGACCUAUCAUUACUUCACGUAAGACUGGAAGUAAAUUCACUUCAAAAUGGGAUGGUCCAUAUGUUGUGCAAGAGGUAUACACUAAUGGGGCUUACAAAAUCGUUGACGCAGAAGGACUACGCGUGGGGCCUAUCAACGGCAAGUUUCUAAAGCGGUACUACUCAUGA